AUGCUUCCUGCGCCGAAAAGGCUGCAGAUGGUGCGGUUGACUAGAAAUAAAGCUCUGUUUCCGACGGUGUGUGAGGAAACCGUUCCGACGGUGUGUGAGGAAACUGUUCCGAAGGUACCUGUGGAUGACGGGAAUAACAACAGAACCACAACAUUACCUCAAAACACUGAAACUAGAAAUGAUGACAAAAUCACAUCGCUUCAAAACAGCGUGGACAAACUUGAAGCAAUACUCAGCACCAGAAUCACAAAAGAAAACAAUGCUGUGGCCAUGCUGUCUGCGCGCAUUACAAACAUUGAAGACACCCUAUUGUCUAAGACAAAGGACGCGCUCCACGACAAGACGGCAAAGGAAAGUGACGUUGAGGUGCUAAAAAGACGUGUGAGAUCCCUGGAGACAGAAAACAAAAACUUGAGACAAAGAAUAGCGGCCCUGGAGGAGAAAAGUGUCAAAAGUGCAGUUUCCAUAGCAACACAAAGUGACACAACAGCAGCUCCACAAGCACCGAAUGAAGACGAACCAGGCAACGAAACUGUUGUACUCAAUAUUCAGACAAACAACAGGUUCCUCCCUCUAACGGAAGAGACAAUACCCCAAGAAGAGCAGACAACAAACAGUUCUGAGAGGACAACCAGCCCACACAACGUCAAUAGACCACAGAGAGGCGCGCCUCCCAACCGGCGUCACCAGGCCAGCGAAAACCAGUCUCAGACAGACAUAGUCAUAGUGGGAGACUCGAACACAAGGGGUAUAAUCCCAACAAUGCUGUACCCCGGUAAGAAAGUCGCAAAAUACUCAGCAAUGACUAUCCCUCAGGCUUCUGCCCUGAUCAAAAACACCGCUGACCUUGACCCAAAAUGCAUAGUCUUCCACGUGGGGACCAAUGACAUAAGACAAGAGAAGGCAGCACACGGGGUAACAGAAAACCUCAGAGAGUUAGUGACCACCACACACACUAAGUACCCUAAUGCAGCUAUCGUGAUGUCCACGGUCCCACCCAGGAACGACAAUCACUUGAUGGAAGUGACACGCGAUGUAAACUCCUUCAUUCAGAUUCUUGGCCAGGAGACCCCUUUCAUUACCAUUGCAAACAAUGACAACCUCGGAGAUGGUAAACUGAUCAAACAAUCCCUCUACCGACCUGAUGGGUACCACCUCAACACAGGAGGACUAAAGGUCUUGGCAGCUAAUUGGAAGACUGCCAUCCACCCAAGUGUAGGUCUCGGGGUCUACGACAGGAGAAGACGGAAUAACGCCACACCUGUUCAGCCAAGAAACGGAAGAGUACACCGUACAUCCCGCGACCAACCAAGAGACGGAAGGAACAGCGGUACUCCUAACACUCGUACCGUAAGCCCAACAUCGUCCUCACAAACAAGCAGAGACAACGGACGCAACACGGACGACGUGCAAACUCCAAGGAGUGACGAGGGUUACAGGGCAACUAACCGGCUCCCCCCUGAUCCCCGUAAUAGGGGACCUGCACUCUUCGCCCAAGGACCAGAGGCAGCUUGGCCAACACCGAGGGAAGCUGCCGACAGACGACACCCAGCCAGGAGGCCGCAUCCACCGAUGGGCCCAGCGCACGAGGCAGUGUGGCCAACACCGAGAGAAGCGGCCGACAUGCGACACCCAGUCAGCAGACAGCACCCGCCGAGCGGCCCAACCAUCCCACUACGGCCGUUCUCUCCAUACGUCCCCGACUACGAACACUUCUAUUCGAACUGGUAUCCGGAGACCUGGGGCGUACCACGGCCGUGGUUCUCCCCGGAGUUCCCGCAGAGGUAUCAAGACUGGCACGCACGUUACUAACUUGUGCUGGCUGAAGGUAUGAUGAAUUACGUUGUAAACGAUGUUUGAAAUCGAGACUAGUAAUAGGAUAACACGUUGAUAGUAUGGAAUAGGAAUUCAUGUACUAGUAAUAUGACAAUAAGAUAAGUUAGAUAUUAGUUAAUGCAGAAAUAGAUCCAUUUUUUUUUUUUCUAACAUACCAAUAUUGUCGUAAAGGUAGGGACAAAGUACUACCAGUAUUUACAAUUCUAAUCUCAUGUCAGUGAACAUCGGAUUUUGGAACAUACAUGGGUUAGGGAAGAAACUUGAGGACAGUAGUGUUAGGAAUAAAUUAGAUAGUUUAGACUUCUUCUCUCUAAUUGAAACUUGGUGCACAGAAGCUUCGGAAGUUGACAUCCCAAAUUUUCAGCAUUUCUCUUCAAUAAGACCCAAACAUAGAAAAGCUCGACGAAAUUCUGGAGGAAUAUUAUUCUAUUUCAAAAGCAAACUGGCAAGGUUUGUCAAACGAGAACAUGGCACGUCCGAAUGUCCAGAUUUACUAUGGGUUAGAAUUUCAAAAGACCUGUUUGGUUUGCCAAGAGACAUAUUUAUCUGUAGUGUUUACAUAAGCCCAGUGUACUCCGCCAUACAUAAAAGAACAGAUGAUAGUAUUUUUGACAUCUUAGAGCGAGAUAUAGUACACUUUUCCUCCAGAGGCUACGUCAUCCUAGGAGGAGAUUUUAACUGCAGAAUAGGCGCAUUGUUAGACUUUGCUAAUGAAGACCACAUUGACACAGAGUUUGAUCUAAAUGUAGAUGCAAUUUCUCAUGUAAAUAU
This is a messenger RNA of Branchiostoma belcheri (Belcher's lancelet), 2607 nucleotides long. RefSeq lists its product as uncharacterized. The record is from RefSeq and is a predicted model, not a curated record. NCBI's taxonomy places the organism in Eukaryota, Metazoa, Chordata, Leptocardii, Amphioxiformes, Branchiostomatidae. The transcript is spliced from 2 exons. The coding region runs from base 1 to 1812 and encodes 603 amino acids.